UGAUCGUACCCUGUCUGUUCCUAUUCUCCGUUGAAUCAAUUUGCAUGGUAUGAAAAGUAUAGAAUACAAAUCUGAUUAUCUACAUCAAGUUAGUUUAACCAGUACAAUAACUUUUCAUGGAAUACAAAUCUGAUUAUCUACAUCAAGUUAGUUUAACCAGUACAAUAACUUUUAAUACAAGUGCUAGCAUCCUAAGUAACAGGAACGGAAACUAUUAAGAUGUGCAAUCUGACUAUGUAAAUUGAGAAAACACAUUAAAUAAUUUAUGGGGAUAUUUUCAUUUUCCAUUUCCAAUACCCCAUUUUCUUUUUAACUCUUUCGGUUUUCCAUUUUUUUUUUUUUCCCACCUGAUGUUGUGCACGCUUGGAUGUCCUUUUCUGCAAUUUUUGUUUGUGGAAAUACAUGCAUUAUGCACCAAAAGAUUUGAAUAUUUUACCCCAAUGUAAUCGUGUUGCUUUUUAAUAAUUAUCUGUGGCAAGAUAUCUUCUAUAUAUGAGUUCUUGUGUUUCUAAGCUCCAUCUCGAGGUCAUUGUCAGAUAGACAAGAAAAAAGCUUAUCUCCGAGACAAGCUUGCUUGAAAUGGGUACCUUUGUUGGACACAUAAUACCUGGUUUGGCAUUCACUCUCCUUGGCCUAUGGCACACCAUCAAUACCAUCAGAUCCUACUUUCUCCAAGGCCCUUCUAAUUUUACAGUAAGGUUUUGGUACCCAUUGAACAGCCCUCCUUCAAAACUUAAACACCUGGAGCUCAUUUUCAUCUUAUCUUUCUCUCUAUUUGCAAUCUUCAUGCAAAUUCUAGACUUUCCUUUCCUUCGUUUUGCUUUCAAACUUGACAACUUCGAACAUGCCACUAUGUUCAUCCAUCUUGCUUUAUUUGCAGGCUUUACAUUUUUUGCUGAGUUGAUCCAUUCAAUGCAGAUCCUAUCUGGGGUUGCAGGAAUACUUGUCGCCUCUGUUUUUGGACAAGAGCUUUUCCUACUCCAUUUCCACUCAACUGACCAUGUUGGGCUUGAAGGGCAUUACCAUGGGCUUCUACAACUCAUAGUGUUUGUUUCUCUUAUAGCAGCUUUGGCAGCAAGUUGCUUCCCAACCAGUCUUCCAGCAGCUCUUGUUCUGUCAAACUCUGUGGUAUUUCAAGGCUGCUGGUUUAUGAACAUGGGGUUCAUGCUAUGGCUUCCUAGGUUUGUUCCACUGGGUUGCAAUCUGAAUUCCGCUGAGGGUAGUAGUGAUGACAUGCUUGGUGCAGUCAUUUGUGGGUCUGGUGAUGCAGAUUUUAGGGCAAGAGCAUUGGCCAACUUGCAAUUCAGUUGGAUACUUUCAGGAAUUUUGAUAAUCACGGGAUCCAUGUGCCUGAGAUCAGCUGCAAAAUUCACUCCAAGGGAACCUCCAAACGAGUAUGAACAACUUCGCAGUAGAGGAGCGGAUGUCCAGAUACUUAUGAACUGUUUCAAGCAAACUCACCCCUGAAUAUAUUUCAGUAUGCAUGUCAAACUUGACACGUUUGACAUCUAUGUUCAUGGCCUUUUAAGGGCAUGUAUAUGGGAACCAAUAAACAUGUUAUCACUAAACUACACUAGCUGAAGAAGUGUGAGACCAAGCAAGUUAUUUCUGUGAA
This is a messenger RNA of Ziziphus jujuba (common jujube), 1615 nucleotides long. RefSeq lists its product as uncharacterized. The transcript has a single exon. NCBI's taxonomy places the organism in Eukaryota, Viridiplantae, Streptophyta, Magnoliopsida, Rosales, Rhamnaceae. The coding region runs from base 580 to 1467 and encodes 295 amino acids. The record is from RefSeq and is a predicted model, not a curated record.